Messenger RNA from Colletotrichum higginsianum IMI 349063, 666 nucleotides. RefSeq lists its product as uncharacterized. The transcript is spliced from 3 exons. The record is from RefSeq and is a predicted model, not a curated record. The coding region runs from base 1 to 666 and encodes 221 amino acids. NCBI's taxonomy places the organism in Eukaryota, Fungi, Ascomycota, Sordariomycetes, Glomerellales, Glomerellaceae.
AUGUCUGCCGCCAUGUCUGCCCACGAACUCGCCCACCUCGCCGCCAUGGGUUUGCCGCCCCCAUCCGUCCCAACUGCGACCGAACCAGCCCCCGAGACCCCUGUUACCCGCGCCAACGCCUUGGUGAUUCCAGUAAUGGAAUCAUCCAAGGCAAACAAUUACCUGACGGAACGGGUCAAGGACGGCUUUCGCAGCAUGCGGGCGAAGGACCGAAAGUCGACGAAAGACGAGGGCUUCGCGACCCAACGUCUCCGUCACAAGCGGAUCCAGGCCAUGCAGUAUGCCUACCACCCCUGGAUGGAUCGGCGGCUUCCGAAGAUUCCUCUGGUCGCCGUGUCCAAACUGGCUGGGAUGGCUGAUGUCGCCGCCCAUCUGGCUGUCGCGCAGGCCGAAGCGCACGCCUAUCUUUUACGCAUCGGGCCGCGUCCCAGGCUCGAAGCCGAGGCCAAGGCCAAGGCCAAGGCCAAGUCCAAGGACGUGGACGAGCCCGCAAGAGCCUGGGAAUACGGCUACUAUACCUUCAAAGAACGCCGGAAGCAUGAGGGUUACGCCGAGAGUAACCGCUUGGAUGCUUUCGAAUGGUCGCGUGUUUCCGCAACGCUCCGUGCUCGUCUGAAGGCGGAGGAGACAAGAAUUCGGCGACGUUAUUUGCGACAGUGUUUGUGA